Molecule: messenger RNA, 507 nt
Organism: Trichoderma reesei QM6a
Lineage: Eukaryota; Fungi; Ascomycota; Sordariomycetes; Hypocreales; Hypocreaceae
Exons: 3
Source: RefSeq, a predicted model, not a curated record
CCAACUGUGACCGAGGCCCCCAUCUAUCUGCCGUACUAUGACGAGCGCUCGUGGUCGCUGGUUCGAGGGAGCAUCAUUUCGACAGAUCCCUCUGCGAGCAGAACAACGUUCACCAUCUUCUGCCCGACGCAAACACCCCCAGCAUGCGACCUGGCCCUCGAGUUCCCCUUUGUCAUUGUGGAAGGGCCCGGCACGCUCGAGUUCCACGGAACGGUGACCUCGACAUACAUUGCUGACGUAGAGUGCGACUUGAACGGCACGACGGCCGCAACGUGCUCGGGUUACUCGAGCUACAAAGCCGGUUACACGAACGGACACCUCACUGGGCCUACGCAGCUUUCGUGGACAUCCACCUUUACUGGAUCCGAGGUGCAAUGGGGAACCCUCACGAUGGCUGAUGCCCCAGGGGCAACUGACGAUUCCUUUGACCCCAACGGAACCAUGACGGCGCCCACAGCGCCCUCCGGGAUGAUGUACGAACCUUCGCCUACGUCGAUGGGAUCGAGC